AUGGCUCCAGCACGAGCAAGAAUCCUGGCGGCGGUCGUAGCAUUACUCUCGCAGAGUGUGCGUGUUCAAGCCCAAUGCAGCGUCUCCGGCACCACAACCAUCUCCAACACCGCGCAGGCUUCCGCACUGUCCAGCUGCACUACCUUCUCCGGCUCCGUCGCCGUCGCCACCGAUGUAUCAGGAGACCUGAGGUUCGACGUCCCCAAGAAAAUUACCGGUGAUCUCGUCGUCGACAAGAAUCGCGUCCUAACCUCGCUCUUUAUCGACGACUUGGGCGAGAUCGGAGGCGGCUUCGUGCUAGGAGAUUUCCCGGCGCUCUCGCGGUUUCGCUUGUGGUCUCUCACCAUCGUAGGCACGAUCGACUGGCAUGACCUGCCGAAAAUCGGCGCGAACGAGACCGGGUGGUACGAUUGGUGGCAUGUGAAGAACAUGUCGAUUGUCAGGACUACUAUACCCUCCAUCUCUGCGUGGCAGUUGGACUCGUUGGACAACCUCGAGAUCAUGGAUAAUUGGGGCCUAUACUGGGUUGAUUUGGGUGUCGAGACGAUAAGCCAUCUCCAUAUCGCCUCGAAUGCCCCUAACCUAGAUGCUCUAGUGGAACGUUAUAACAUUCCACUUAGAGCCCUCUAUAGUAUCUAUUAUACCUCUACGUAUUAUUAG
Molecule: messenger RNA, 660 nt
Organism: Saxophila tyrrhenica
Lineage: Eukaryota; Fungi; Ascomycota; Dothideomycetes; Mycosphaerellales; Extremaceae
Product: cell wall protein Ecm33
Exons: 2
Coding region: 1-660 (219 amino acids)
Source: RefSeq, a predicted model, not a curated record